Messenger RNA from Fusarium coffeatum, 531 nucleotides. RefSeq lists its product as uncharacterized. The record is from RefSeq and is a predicted model, not a curated record. Lineage: Eukaryota; Fungi; Ascomycota; Sordariomycetes; Hypocreales; Nectriaceae. Bases 1 to 531 code for a protein of 176 amino acids. The transcript is spliced from 3 exons.
AUGAAAAUCUUCAAAGUUCUGUGGGGAUUAGUUCAUAUAGGGAUUUUCGUUGCCGUGUCCGUUGUUACCUUGAUAAUAUUAUCCAAGUCCGAAAAUGAGAAGAAAGGUAUUUUCGAGCUUUCGUUCGGAUCUGCGCCAUCAAUUCGUAGCUUGCCAGGUCCUUUGCAGGACGCCCCAUUUCCAGCAACAAAGAUCGUCGAAGGCGUUGACGAUAUCGCCAACUAUGCUACUACGCUUGUAGUUGAGGCCACUCGAGUGGCGGGUGACGUAAAGGACAAGGCAAGCAGCGCUAUAGCAGCUGCUGAGACCUUUGCUGCUGGAUUCAUUCCCAAAGGCUGCAGUUUCGGCACCAAGUACAUGUGUAUCGAUCUUAAAAGUGGCUUCUCAGAGUGUACAGCAUUCCCAGUUGACCAUAAAGUCCCAUGGGAUCAACUUGCAUCAUCUUCGGACGUCAUUUCUUAUAUCCGGUACGAUAUUAACUUUCGCUGCGACUACACUAUCAAAGGCGAACCCCCUUCGUUUCCCGUUUAA